AUGGCAAUCCCAUCAAACCACCCCAAAGUAACCCUCUACUGGCUCAACGAAUCCCGCGCCCACCGUGUCCUCUGGCUCCUCGAAGAACUCAAAAUCCCCUACGAACUAAAAACAUUCAAGCGAGGCGCCGACAAACUCGCCCCCAAACCACUCAGAGACAUACAUCCGCUGGGCAAAGCACCAAUCGUCACGAUCGAAACACCAAAUUUAGAUUCGGAUUCACCGUUGGUGCUAGCUGAGUCGGCGUUUAUCGUUGAGUAUUUCCUUGAUCAUUUUGGUGGGAGUCAUCUUAUCCCGAAACGCUGGAAGGAUGGGCAAGAAGGAAAGGUUGGUGGUGAGAGCGAGGAGUGGUUGCGGUAUCGGUAUUAUCUGCACUAUACGGAGGGGAGUCUGAUGCCGAAUUUGGUUAUGAAGGUUGUUACGAAUGUCCUCCGAACCGCCCCACCACUCAUCGUCAGAGGGAUCUUCAGCUUCGUCGCCUCCAAAAUCGAAGAAAAUUUCCUUACCCGCAACUUUGCAGACCAUUUCGAUUUUCUAGAGAACCAGCUACGCACGGCGCCUGGCGGCGGGAUAUAUCUUACAGGGCCGCAGCUUACGGCGGCGGAUAUCAUGAUGAGUUAUCCGGUUAUUGAAAGUAUGACGAGGGUUAUCGGUGUGCAGAGGGGGUUUGAGAGGGAUAAGUAUCCACGAAUCAAAGCUUAUGCGGAGAAGUUGCAGGAGAGUGAUGGGUAUAAGAGGGCUGUUGGGAAGAUUGUGGAGGUUACGGGGGAGUUUGUGGCUUGUUGA
Molecule: messenger RNA, 786 nt
Organism: Penicillium egyptiacum
Lineage: Eukaryota; Fungi; Ascomycota; Eurotiomycetes; Eurotiales; Aspergillaceae
Source: the annotation of a GenBank genome assembly